Molecule: messenger RNA, 2719 nt
Organism: Carcharodon carcharias (great white shark)
Lineage: Eukaryota; Metazoa; Chordata; Chondrichthyes; Lamniformes; Lamnidae
Gene: cbx6a
Product: chromobox homolog 6a
Exons: 5
Coding region: 61-1227 (388 amino acids)
Source: RefSeq, a predicted model, not a curated record
GGGGGGGGGGUGGGAAUCGGCGGCUGCGCGCUGGCCGAGUGCGGAGGGGCUGGAGCCAAGAUGGAGCUUUCGGCGGUGGGAGAGCGGGUGUUCGCGGCCGAAUCGAUCAUCAAGCGGCGGGUGCGGAAGGGCCGCAUCGAGUAUCUGGUGAAGUGGAAAGGAUGGGCUAUCAAGUACAGCACUUGGGAACCAGAGGAGAAUAUCUUGGAUGCCCGUUUAAUCGCAGCUUUCGAGCAAAGAGAGAGAGAGAGGGAGCUGUACGGGCCGAAGAAGCGAGGCCCCAAACCCAAAACCUUCCUCUUGAAAGCCCGUGCCCAGGCUGAAGCACUGAGGAUCGGAGAGAUGCACUUCUCAGUGAAGCCCGGAUCUGGAUCGGCAGCGAAGAUUCCCAACAGCCUCGCCGCCUACAAGCUGAAGAAGAACAUCCGCCGCUGCUACCGGACGUCCAAACGGAACCUGACCCGCGCUGACCCCCAGCCGGGCCUGAGCGGGCCGAGCCGGACGCAGCUCCCGCUCCCGGAGACUGUCCGGAUCAUCAACCGCAAGGUCGAACCCCGAAAACGCAAGCGGAAUCGCAUCAUCCUCAACCUGAAGGUGAUUGACAAGAGCAGCAAGACGCUGGGCAAGGCGAAAAUCCCCUCGCGUAACAGAGUGAUCGGGAAGAGCAAGAAGUUCAGCGACAGCAUCCUCCGCAGCCAGAUCCGGCACAUGAAAUUCAAUAACUUCUCCGUCUAUGAUAAAUCCUUCCGGAUGGCGGUCGGAGACGAGAGGAGGAUGGAGAGCGGUGCUGGCACUUCGGGUUCUGAGCCGAGCUUCCGCGGCCCUGCCCUGCGUCCCGAGCCCCUGCCUGCCCCACCCUGCGCCCCCCGUUACGCCAGCGACCCGGUCCCCCCCGGCAGUGAUUGGCAGCGGUCAGGGGAUGCGCGUGACUGCGGGGCCAAGCUCCCUGGCGACUCUCCGAGCCCCGCGGUGCCCGACUGGCGAGAGGCUGAGGUUCUCGAUCUCUCGCUCCCCCCCGAGUCCGCGGCCGGCAGGCGGUCACCUUCUGCUGGCCAGGGCCUUGGCUCAGGCUCGGACACGGAGCACGAUGUGUCGGACUGGAGGCCGGAGAUGUCACCCUGCUCCAACGUGGUGGUGACAGAUGUGACGACCAAUCUCCUCACCGUCACUAUCAAAGAGUUUUGCAACGCCGACAACUUUGUGAAAUCUGCCACUGUGAAUAAGUAGCCUGGGGGCCUCUGCAGGACCUCGGUUAGCCCAGCACUCCUGCCUCCAGGGGUUAUUCCUUCUAGUAGGGUGGGAGCUUGAUGCCCUGAUGGCAUUGGACCCAGUCAGUCACAGGUGCCAUCCUCUUAGACGCAGGCUUCAAUCAUUUUAAAGCUUGCAUCUUCCCUCUUGAUGCUUUCCUCUAGAUGUGCACCUUCUCUCUUUUCUCUUGUUUCCUCCAUCUCCCGCUCCCCACCCCCCCCCAACCUCUCCUGCAUGCCCCUUCCCCCUCAUUCUCUCAUGUGCCCUCUCUCUAUACCCCUCUCUUGCGCCCUGCCCCACCUGUCUGUCUCACUCUCGCUCUUUCCCCUGCAUUCUGGCCCCCCCCCCCCCCGCCUUUCUCCGAGUGAAUAUGGAGGCAGGACUGUUGGCAUUUUUAUGUUUAUCUAUUUCUAGCUCUCGGGUGUUUCAUUUGAGAGCAUUCAGUGACACUACAUUAUCAUUUAGACAUGUGAAACUUUGAGACAGAGAGAGAAACUGCGAAUGCUGAAAAUCAGAAAUAGAAGCAGAAAGAGCUGAAAAUGCAGGGCUAGGAUUUCAGGUCUUUCUGGUUUUUUUUUAUAUAUAAAUCUCUGGUUAUUCAGCUUUGUCCAUUUUGACACCUUUUUAACUCGUAACAUGAAGCAGACAACAGCCACUUUACGGAGAUGAGACUAACUCACACAACAUCUCCGCGGCCCAGCUCACUCGAGCUGGCUGAAAUCUUCCCAGCGGCUUUUUUUUUAAAAAAAAGAGGCCGCAAUAAACUUUUAGUACAAAUUAACUUUUAUUAUAUAAGAAAAAGCUGAACGCACUUCUUAGUUAGGACUCUGUUUUAGCACAGAGUGAUAGCUGUUUGCAGCUGUGGUUAGGACUAGCCUGGGUCAGAAAUUAUAGACUCAAGAGGAUUGUUUUUGUGUAUUUCCUUUGGGAGUGGGUCCAAGCUGCCAGUGGGGAGCGGGAUCUCAGGAUGUUUCUCUCCCACUAGUGUAAGAUUAGGAUCCUUCGACUGCUGGGAGAAGUCGUUGGAGACUGACUCCCGGUCUCCUGUGCUUGGGGUACAGGGCGGGUACAGACCCCCACCGCCACCCAUCACCCUCACUUCCAUUGUGCUGUUGCUUUGUCCCCUGUUGCCUCUGAAAUUCUUGUGCUGGUGUUUUCCAGUGUGGAGACCUGAGAGUCAGACCCAUAUGUAAUGUUACGUGACAUGAUAAAGGAGUGAUUUAGGAGAGAGGCUCGUCACUGAACAGGCCAUGCCGAUUUUUAAAGUUUGCUCUCAUUGCACAAUAUAUAGAAUUCUAAAGCUUAUAGGAGAUUGUUUGUUUGCAGGGGUGGGGGUUGGUUAGUAAAAUGGAACCUGUUCACAAUCUGGUGGUGACAAUCUGUGCGCUUGUUCAGGAGCCGAGCUGAUUGUUUCACUGUUAUUUUGAAGAAUAAUGGAUAACAGUCAGGAUUAAAAGAUGCUUCUAAAGCU